GGUGGGACCUUGGCCUUCUAUGUGCCUGUCUGUUAAAUGGGAAUUACGGUGAUCGCGGGCUGUUGCUGCCGGGACGAAUGGAGAUGGCAGACGAUCAGGGCAGUGUUGGGGAGCAGGGAGCUGGGGAUCCGGCAAGUAAAGAUACAACUGAUGCCAAGCCAGAACGGUUCUCAUUUGUUUAGAGGAGCCGAGCAGCCAGACUCCGGCACAAUGUAUGGUAAUUCCAGUAAGAAGAAAAAUGGCUCAACACAAUCAGCCAAGACCACCCGAGACCGAGUGGCUACGUAUCAGUAUGACAUGAAUUUUGAGAAGGUGGGCAAGUGCAUCAUAAUCAACAACAAGAACUUUGAUCAAGGGACAGGUAUGGGCGUCCGAAAUGGAACAGACAAAGAUGCAGAGGCCCUUGUGAAGUGCUUCCGCAACCUGGGGUUUGAGGUGGUUGUCUAUAAUGACUGCUCUUGUGCCAAGAUGCAAGACUUGCUUAAAAAGGCUUCUGAAGAAGACCAUACAAACUCAGCCUGCUUUGCCUGCAUCUUAUUAAGCCAUGGAGAAGAAAAUGUAAUUUAUGGGAAAGAUGGAAUGACACCAAUAAAGGAUUUGACAGCCUAUUUUAGGGGGGACAGAUGCAAAACCCUUUUAGAGAAACCCAAACUCUUCUUUAUUCAGGCUUGCCGAGGGACAGAGCUCGAUGAUGGGAUCGAGGUUGAUUCAGGGCCCAUCAGUGAAAGAGACGCUCAUCCCCGACAUAAAAUCCCAGUUGAAGCCGACUUUCUCUUCGCUUAUUCCACAGUUCCAGGCUAUUACUCAUGGAGGAGUCCAGGAAGAGGCUCUUGGUUUGUGCAGGCCCUCUGUACCGUCCUGGACGAGCACGGGAAAGAUCUAGAGAUCAUGCAGAUCCUCACCAGGGUGAACAACCUGGUGGCCAGCCACUUUGAAUCUCAGUCCGAUGAUCCACUCUUCAACAAGAAGAAGCAGAUCCCAUGUGUGGUCUCCAUGCUCACCAAAGAACUCUACUUCUGUCAGUAACCAUCCCAGGGGUGCAUUCAAGCUGAGAAGCUAUGCAUCAUUCAUUGAUAAAUCAGAUUUUUUUUGUUGUUUUUUUUUACGCUCUUGAAAUAUCCGGGAAUUCUAUAGGAUUUUGAUUUCAGGGAAAUGUAUUAAUUCAACAGGGAAGAAACUUUCUGGUGCUGUCUUAUGUUCUCUGAAUUUUCAGAGACCUUUUUUACCUUGUUAUUCAUGACUUUGUAAUUUCCUCUUAAGAUUAAUUUUGUUUGUAUUUUUUUCACCUAGUUAUCACACUUAGUACAUGCAACAAAAAUGACCUCUGCAGAAGACCUUUGUCUGUGUCUACUGUAAUCAAUGGUGACGUUGGUAAAGUCAGAGUCAUAUUUGCACUUGGCAAAGAGAAUCCCAGUGCUUGACAGAAAACAACCAAGGGUAUUUGUUGUCCUGUAUUGCAGAAAGUGGGUAUUGCAUGUGGUUUGAAUGCUUUUUCAUUGGCUUAGGGCAGAUUCUCAUGAAAAAAUUCCCAGAUAAGUUAGAGGAGAAAAAAGUUUAAUGAUUCUAAUAUGUAUCAAUCAGGAUCCAGUCUGAAAAACAGAAACCAUUCUAAGUGUUUCAGUAGAGGGAAUUUAAUACAGGAAAUUGACUUAUGUAGAUGAUAGAAAAGAAGCCAGAUAGCUGGAAACCACACCUCAGGCUAUGAGGAUAAUGGGAAGAGGUGUGGUUUCCUGAGUCCAGAAGCUGGGAUCAUCCACAGGAGGUGGAACCAUGGUGGGCACUGCUUGGUGGGAGCCAAGACCACCCAAGAAUUGUGGAAAAUGGAGCCAUGGGAAGGAUAAAGCCACUGCCUGAGAUGGAGACAAGGCCUUGCCUCUCCUACUCUAGAGUCUUCCAUCAGUACCUUACCACUUCAGUCCUACCUGGAAGCCAGAUGGCAAGGGUCCUAAGAAGUGUGAUUUCCUGAGAUGCAGAGCAGAGCAAGGGAUAGUGAGGUAGGGGAUGAGCAAGAAGUGGAUGUAAGCCUGGCCCAUAAUGUGAACAUAAGUAAUCACAUUCCCUGAUGUUCAACAGUUCACCCAUUCAUUCAUUUAUUCAUUGAGCUGUCAGAUAAUCUACAUAUAUAUAAAACAAUCUGUUUUAGCUUUAUGUGUAAAAUAAUCUGUUAUAGCUUUAAAAUGUAUCUGGAAGUGUUUAGAUUAUUCCAAUUUUUUGUUACCUCUAAUUCUGUAAGUGGGGUAGAGUUUAUGGGAAAGAUUUUUGGCACUUCGUUUUCAAGGUAGUGUUACCUUUCGAAUUCUUAAUUACUUAUUAUUUUUUCUGCCUAGUAACUGGUUAACAAACAAAUGUUCUUCUUUAUUGAUGAAAAUGUGGUGCUUAAUUCCUAACUAGCUCGGUGUACUUUUCUUUUGAAGUUAUUUGUGGCACUGGGGAAAUGAUAAAACAGGAUAAGAACUGACCCUACUGACUUGGUCUCCACACAAAAUAUAAUGCAUAAUUUUCUUUUGAAUCUGGAACACUAAUAAAAUAACUAAAUAAUCACUUGUGAAGCUGAGACUCUUCACAUAAAGAGUUAAUCAUCAUAUAAAGCUGUUUGUGAUGAGCUGCCAUUUAUUAAUUUGACAACAAAAUCAGAUGGUGUAAAAGUAACUUCUUUCAAAUAAAAAAACUAAUUUAGGGCCAGUUUAUUAGACUUGUCCCUGGUUUCCUGCCAUCUAAAAUACACCAAAUGUUGAAAAUUUAAGUGGAGAUCAAGAAUCAACAAGCAUCUACCUACUGUUCCCAGAAUUCACAGUCUGUUCUUUGGAAAGUGUCAAAGAAUAAGUGUGCCUAAGUGCAUUGCAAUUUGAAAUAAAAAUCAUAUCAUAUUCCA
Galeopterus variegatus (Sunda flying lemur) is the source of this 2872-nucleotide messenger RNA. RefSeq names its product caspase 7, apoptosis-related cysteine peptidase (gene CASP7). NCBI's taxonomy places the organism in Eukaryota, Metazoa, Chordata, Mammalia, Dermoptera, Cynocephalidae. Gene Ontology annotation, cellular component: cytoplasm. Bases 37 to 1026 code for a protein of 329 amino acids. Gene Ontology annotation, biological process: apoptotic process; proteolysis. The transcript has 10 exons. The record is from RefSeq and is a predicted model, not a curated record.